UUAUGAAUUCACAACUGGAUGGUGGUUUGUUGGGUGUUGGCUGGGUGGGGUUGGUUCUGGUGUGGGUGGGGCAGGUAGACUCUGUAUGUAAAGGCACGGAGAAUAGGUGAUUCUCAGUGCCAACUUUUUCCCAUCUACGUCUUGUAGUAAACUUCAGUUUGUUCUUCGUUCCUGUUUGCUGCUUUUAUUUUCCUUUGCAAAGCACCAAGCUAGGACGUUGUAACAGUAAGUCGGCACUCACAUUUUUCUUGCAAUAUUUUCAUCUCCCUGUUCCUGUUAGCGGAGUGCUUCCAGGGUGGUCAUGGCAGAGGGAGUCCAGGACGCUGACCCAGUGAGGGAGCUUCUGGAAUCACCCACAGACAAGGGAAUAAUCCUGGAGGUGAGGGCAGUGGAGGCCCUGCCAGCAGUGUGACCAAAAGAGUUUACCCAGCAGCUAUGUGUUUACCCACACAGAAGACCUCCACAGCUACUUCUGGGGAUUGGUGGCUGAGUUUGGCCCUGCAACAUCCAGAGGCUGGUGGGCCAUAUAUGACUGAUGGGGGGAUCCCCUGUCUGGAUGGCGGGAGAGACGUGUUACGAUGAUGAGGAGUGGAGCUAUUCUACGGCCCCUGGGCAAUAUACCUUGGAUGUCCUUUGUGAUAGGUUUGGGGAAACAGGCUAUCUACCCAGGGCAGAUGACACUCCAGGUUCCCGGGGCCCAGCAGAGGAAGAUGCAGGCCAUGGACCACCAGCUGGCACGGCAGCUGAUGGGGCUGCGGGCCCAGAUCCACCAGCUGAAGGUGGAGCAGGCCUGCCAUCACCACAAAGAGAUGCUGGAUGAUGUCACCUUUGAACUGGAGGGCAGCGAGGAGGACUUGGAUCUGCUCUGCAACAUUUCCCCCAAGAUGGCCUUCCUCUUGUCUACCCCUCUCAAGCACAUUGGAGUCACCCGCAUGAAUAUAAACUCCCGCCAUUUCUCCUUGUGCUGAUGGACCUUCACCCCUUUGCAUGCUUGCUUGGGUCUUGUGGCUGUUGGCAACCAGGGAGUAUCUUGGCCCCCAUUGCCUGCACCUGUAGAUUUUGUGCCCGUGUAGAGCAACUGGUGUCUCACCUGGCUGAUCUGCUCUGGGCUCAGGAACGUAUCAGGACAGGCAACCUCAGGGAGGUGAGCUGGGAGACAAAACACAUCCUCUCAGGGAGGGAAGUUUUGCUUCUUAGGAAAAGGAGAUGAAAAGCAGAGAGCAAUAUGGACCAAGAAGGAUCAUUGGUGUCCUAUUGGUGAUUCACAGGACUAAGAAGGGUAUGGAGGAGAACAAAUUCCAGUCUGCAGGUUCAGAGAAGGCCGAUGCAUGCAUCAGCCGGCAAGGCAUGAAAAAAGGGGCAGAGUUCACAUGCUGCAGAUUGACUUUUUUGAUCUCCCCUCCCUUAAGGUCUUCUCUGCUGUGGUCCUCUGGACCUGGCCAAGGAUGCAGGAGGGGCAGUGACCUCAAGAGAAAAAAAAUUGCUGGUCGACGUGUCUCUUUUAACUGAAAGGCUGAUCACCCCUUCACUCCUCCUCAUUUAUUUUGCCCAUGUAUGUUUUAAAAGCUUGCUUACUUUUUAUUGUAUGUCAGUUGAUGUGGCUUUGAGAAGCUACAGUCAGCAAAACACUUUAAAAACAGCAAUAAGAGGUGCAUCACUUGAAUAUUGUGUGUUGUUUAUGAAUGUAUACCUUUGUGCUCUGCCUCAGCCCGGCUCCACUUCAUCUUUAGACCAGUUGGUCUUCUAUGGUAUUUCUAAGAGCUUUCCUCUUUUCCUCUCUGUUUACAAAUUCUAAAAUGGAGCAGGAAACGAGCACCAAUCGGCCCCAGUUCAGAGCGGCUUUCUCUUUUUCGGAUUGUGUUCUAAUUGUGCAAGCUGUUCUGUUUAGGGUGUGAGAAGGGCACUAAUUCCAUGGUCCCAGGGAGCACAACAAUCAGCCCUGCUUCGAUGUAAGCCUUGGGUGCAGGUAUUAUACAUUGCAAGAGCCAAGAGUCUCAUGCUAUGUGAGUACAAGUAGGCCUUGACUUAUGACCGGUUGCUUAACGACCAUUCAGAGUUAUGACCUGCCUGCAAAAAGGCAGUGAUGACACAGUUCCAAAGUUCCUGUGGUUGUCCCCCCCCCCAGCAGUCAUGUGAUCACACUUUAGGUACUCAGCAACACUGUCCAUUUACAGCUGUUUACAGUAACCACGCUUUACGAUGGUUUUGCUGAAAACUUUAAAUGUUCCUGUUGUGAUGGGUAAUGGGGUCAUACAUUAUUACUGAAAGAAAAGCCACUUUUAUCCAAUUUUGGGUAAUUUCUUCAGAUUUGGGAAGCACGGCUAUAAAGGGUAUUUCCUCUGUUCAGUGACUUUUCUGACACACCUCCAUAAACACACCACGUCCUUCUCAGCCCUAUCCUUGCCAUUUUUAACUGAGUGUGCAAACAGUGCUUUUGUGGUUACAUUAGCAAACUUGGCACAAUUAAGUAAAUACAUAAAAAAAACCCUCCAGAAAUCAUGAUUCUCUUGCUCGUUGUGAUCUCUGCUCGUUUC
Crotalus tigris (Tiger rattlesnake) is the source of this 2534-nucleotide messenger RNA. Its product is annotated as protein FAM167A-like. Bases 579 to 968 code for a protein of 129 amino acids. The transcript has 2 exons. NCBI's taxonomy places the organism in Eukaryota, Metazoa, Chordata, Lepidosauria, Squamata, Viperidae. The record is from RefSeq and is a predicted model, not a curated record.